This is a messenger RNA of Hypoxylon trugodes, 1667 nucleotides long. RefSeq names its product DNA repair protein rhp51. Gene Ontology annotation, biological process: mitotic recombination; double-strand break repair via homologous recombination; DNA strand invasion. The coding region runs from base 147 to 1193 and encodes 348 amino acids. The transcript has 3 exons. Gene Ontology annotation, cellular component: condensed nuclear chromosome. The record is from RefSeq and is a predicted model, not a curated record. Gene Ontology annotation, molecular function: ATP-dependent DNA damage sensor activity; double-stranded DNA binding; DNA strand exchange activity. Lineage: Eukaryota; Fungi; Ascomycota; Sordariomycetes; Xylariales; Hypoxylaceae.
CAUUUGUUUUCCCACCGCAUCUCGCGUUGACGCGUUUAUAGAUCAUUCAAACCCACGUCUAUACCAAAUAUCGUUUCUCCUAUCCUUGCCCCCGAACCCUGCGCAAGCACAAUCCCUUACAAAUUUCAAGAGCGGAAUUUGUAAAUAUGGUGGUCGAGUACGAGGAUGGCACAAAUGGGGAGGAGGGCGGAAUAACCGGCCCUGGUGCGCCUACACCCAUCCUUGCUUUGGAAGGCCUUGCAGGCUUGACGAAGCGCGACUGUCAACUUUUAGUUGAGGGAGGCUACCAAACCGUUGAAUCCGUUGCCUAUACUCCACGGCGAACUCUAGAACAGGUCAAAGGCAUAUCCGAACAAAAAGCCGCAAAGAUUCUUGCAGAAGCGUCCAAAUUGGUGCCUAUGGGUUUUACGACUGCAACAGAGAUGCAUCAACGAAGAAGUGAAUUGAUUUCUAUUACUACCGGAUCCAAGAAUCUGGAUACACUGCUUGCUGGUGGUAUCGAGACCGGCUCAGUGACAGAACUCUUCGGCGAAUUUCGUACUGGAAAAAGUCAGAUCUGCCAUACUCUCGCCGUCACGUGCCAGCUGCCGUUCGACAUGGGUGGUGGCGAAGGCAAGUGUCUAUACAUCGAUACUGAGGGCACAUUCAGACCAGUGCGGCUUCUUGCCGUAGCGAAUCGAUAUGGUUUGUCUGGCGAGGAAGUUUUAGAUAAUGUGGCCUACGCCCGAGCCUACAAUUCGGACCAUCAGCUACAACUGCUUAACCAGGCCGCCGCCAUGAUGUGCGAAACCCGAUUUUCCCUCCUUGUCGUGGAUAGCGCUACUUCUCUAUAUCGAACAGACUUCCUAGGCCGUGGAGAGUUGUCCUCUAGACAGACCCACUUGGCCAAAUUCAUGCGAACAUUACAAAGACUAGCCGAUGAGUUUGGAAUCGCCGUCGUUAUUACUAACCAAGUCGUGGCUCAAGUCGACGGUGGACCCAGCGCUAUGUUCAAUCCAGACCCAAAGAAGCCAAUCGGUGGCAACAUUAUUGCUCACGCAAGUACAACACGAGUCAGUCUAAAGAAGGGUCGAGGCGAGACCCGUAUCGCAAAGAUUUAUGAUAGUCCCUGCUUACCAGAGAGCGACUGUCUAUUUGCAAUCAAUGAAAACGGAAUCGGAGACCCAGCUCCAAAGGAUAUGGAAAAGGAUUAGUAGUUCUCAGUGUUUAUAUGUCAGAUGUGGCUAUUAGAUGUGGCAUCCGGCUACGGAGAACGAGAUGAUGACUACGGGAAAUGAUUGGACUCUAUGCGUAGGUGGCAUGCAUAGCUUAGGCGUUAGAAGGAUUGGCUGCAUACGUGGGCUUUGUGUUCAAUUUCCCCCCUUCAUAACCUUUACAGGUACCUAGCUACUACGUUUUUUACGUCCUGGGACCGUAGGAUUUAGAGGUUGAUUGCUUACAUGUAGGUAGCUGCGAAGUACCUACAUGGCUUCUACUCUUAUACCACACGGACCAGUUGCUUAAUCAAUUUGCCUGGUCAUCUUAGAUCAUUAAGCCUUGACAUUAAGCAGAUACCUGAGUACCUAGGUAGGUAGGCAUCGAUAGAUUUACUAGGGAAGUCCGGGAUUGUCACUAGCCCUGUCAUUACUAUGAGCUGCCACCAAAACCGUUAUAUAGUUGGGUCUAGG